AUGAUGCCUACCACUGCAUCUUCAGCCCAGAUGUUGAUUCAAGAGCGUGACUGUGUUGGUACAAAUUCAUCACCACCUCAAACUGUAAUUCCUCAAAGUCUAACCCAAACGCUUAUUUCUUUUCCAGAAGGUGUUUCAACUACUGCUGUAACACCAGAGAAUUCCAAUGCUGUUGCAGAAAAUCCAAAUUUAAUAGCUCAGUCUACCUCAAUAUCAGCGACAGUCUUAACUGGGUCAAGCGUUUCAUCUCUGGUAAAUUCAAGUAGUUCUGUGGUGUUCACUACGACCUCAGAAGUGUAAAAAAAUUUCGCUCCCGGAGUUCCAGUCCCGGAUGAUGGAACAGCCACUAUAAACACCAUCCAAACAGCUGCAAAUUCUUGUGCUGAAAACAAUGAUUCAGCAUCUGUUUGUAACAGUUCAAGUAGUCUUCUUGAUAUUCCAACCAUUUUUUCAAACUUUACACCGUGCAUCAAAUGUAAUUCUAUUCUUGUCUGUUCCUGCCCUGGACCAUCCGGUGUUGGAGGGGAUAAUGGCAGUGUUCUUCCAACAUGUCAAGCUUCCUGUCAAGGUCCUUGUACUUGUGAAGAGAUGGAAGUGGAUAAAAAAGAAGAUUUGAAACCAUUUGAACAAGAUGUGAAACCUCAAGAAUUUCCCACUCCAAUUGUGGUAAGAUUUGAAAGAAGGAGACAAAUCAUUUCUGUUGUUGUGUUUUUGUGAUCUUGUGGACAGUGUUACACUAGUAUUGCAUUGUAAUAAUACUGCUUCCUUGACCCUGGCUUGCUCAAGCACACAGUUUUAUAAUGAGAGUUUUUUCCUUAAUUUCCUUGUCGCCAUGACUUGACAUGUAAAACUGAUUUCAUACUUAAGACUCUUAUUCUUAUUAACUUUACAUCAAUCUCCAAAUACAGCUUAAGAAACAAGGUUUUAUUUUAUCCUCAGCCAUUGGAUCGCUUGGAUCAGCUCUUUGAUGGUUUGAUUGAAUAUGACAAGAUUAUCAAAGCUGAACAGCCAGAGGUAAAAAUAUGUACAGUAUUGUAAGCGUAAAAUUGGUCUCGUGUCUUGGGUCAUCUGUAUUAUUUUUUCUUGGGCAAGAUGCUCACAGUACCUCAAUCCCCAGAGCUUUAAAUAAGUAUAGUUAAAUGUUAGGAAAAUCUGAUAAAAUCCUGGUGGAGAGAGGGUGGAGUGUUACCUUUGACAAAGGGAGAAGAAAAAGGGGAAGAAAUUCUCAGAAAUCUUAUGUUACCAAAACUAAGAUAAGCUGAGGGGCUGUUUUAAACAGGCUCACAAAUUGACCUCUCCUUCACCCAAACUAUGUUUAUUUAAUUAAUUACAUGUGCUUCAAAUCCUGUUAUCAUUCAUCACUCACUAGUUCUGUGGAGUUGUAGUAACUGCACUAAAUUGCUGACUUUAUGCUUCUUCUUAACAAAAUACAGUCUUUAUUUUACUAAAAGGCAAUUACCACAAGACUCUUCCCGUACCAGCUGCAAGCUCUAAACUGGAUGAUAACAAGAGAAAACAACACUGAUCUAGCACCAUUCUGGAACAAAGUUAACAACAGCACAUGGUUUAACAAGGGAACCAACAAGUCCACUGACAGAAAGCCACAUUCUUCCAAGGGUGGCAUAUUGGCAGAUGAUAUGGGUCUGGGUAAAACUCUUGUUGUUAUCAGCCUGAUUAUGGCUAAUCAUCUUAAUGGCAAGCCAAUGUUUGCAAGGUCAUCUAACAAGGUUUGUUUCUUUGCGGCUUCACCCUUUGACUCCCAAGAGUGAUAAGCAUUUAAUUCUCCAAACAGUAUCACCCCUUAAUCAAACAUGAAGGUUGUAAGAAUAAAGGUAAUAAUCACAAACUCAAGAAGCUCUUGAUUGUUAAUUCUCCUGGUAAGUACCAUUGCAAAUGUAUAGAGAGCAGUAUGGAGAAUGUGUAUACUGGUGUUAGGGUGAGAAUGGUAAUUAUGACUCAGCAAAUUUUAUAGCAUUUCAGAAUGUGAAUGUUUUGGUUGCCAUUUUGACUGAGAAAAUUUUCGGCUUUUAAUUUUGGGCAUAAGUGACCAAUUUGAUGGUAUGUUUUUGAUGCUCAUGUAGCAUGUAGUGUAUUGAUUAUACAUGUACCUAUUUUAAUCAUUGACAACAACCUUAGUAUGGGUUCUAAGGUGAGCACUUUGUACUUAAUUCAGUAAAUGUACUACUGGCAGUAAUCCCACUGUACUGGAAAUACCUGCAUGCUGUAAAAUUACUAUAAGUCAAUAAACUCAUAUACUUGUAUAAUGUGUAAUGUGUUUAUCAAUAAAGUUCAGUGAGCCUUUGGCAAUGACGAAGGAAUAGCCUCUCUAUGUCUGAAUGAUGACACUACAUAGCAAGUUGUGAUUUUUAAUUUUUGUGUCAUAGCGGAAGGCAUCAAGUUCAGGCCAAGAUGGAGAAUGUAAACAUGAACCAGAAGAGAAGAUGGCACACAAGGAAAGAAUUGAUGAAGAUGAUCCUAUGGAUGUGAAAGGGGAAGUUAAAAAAAUAAGCAUAAAGAAGCGGAGGAACGUUACAACUAAAAAGAAGAGGUGAGUAUAUUUUUGAGUUUAUUUAAUUCAGUUAACAUCUUUACGAUGUUUUCUAAAUUAACAUGCUCAUGCUUCGUGAUAUUUCAGGUUGGCUGAGAGUAAGAUGUUAAAAGAGCCUGGCUUUAAAUUCAGGCAAAUGUAUCUUUCCAAGUUGUCCAGGUAUUUUUGUUUGAUGAUUUUUUUCCCAGACAUGUGAGCCCAUUUUUACUACCUUUGGAAAUAGUAUGUGUGGUAUUUUAGUUACAGUGGUAUAUCAGGUAAUGUCAAUCACUGGAAACACCUUUUCGUUUUGGACUCCCAACUUUUGACUUUCGAUGUGACACUUUGCCAUUUUGCAUCAUGACAUUUGACAAAUGAUUUUAAAAUUUGACCCAAAUAUGGGACAGAAAAAGAUAUCUUGAGGUUCAUGGCAAUUCAAAUCUGAGAUUUUGGAAUUUCAUGGUCAGAAACCUUACAAACUAUAGAGCUAUGAAGAACUUGUCAUUGAGCUAGCUAGGUAAUAAACAUUUGUAAUCUUAACUGUCUCUUGUUAUUAAUUAUACCUACAGCAAAUCACCAAAGAAGGAAAAACACAAAGUAACAAAGGAACUGCCACAACCAGUCAGCAUUGACAGUGAUUUUAACACUGAUGUGGCAGCUGAGUCAUGGCUGUCUACAGGCAGUGGCAGUAUUUGUGGAAGUGGCAGUGGCAGCAGCAAACCCCUACCAGAUGAUGAGCACAGUGCCACGCUGAUUGUGUGUCCAUUAUCAGUGCUCAGUAACUGGACAGUAAGUACUUAAACACCCUUUCAUCUCUUCUUAGCACAACUUGUUGUACAACCUUGGAGCUUGAAAAGAAGAGAGUUAUCAUUUCCCUCUUAGUCUUUCCUAUAUUUCCUAACCUCCUCUUCCCAAUUUACAUCCUUUUCUUACCCCUCCUAAAAUUUUUAGGUUUCCUAGUUAUUCUCUUGAUAUACUGUUAAUUAUUGUUAUGAAUCACCUCUAUUAAAUAACACAGGCAUUCACUUUGUAGCAUUUUACCAAUUGAAUCAGUGAAUCAUACCAAGGGGAUCCUAAGAUAUAUUUUUUCAGUUCUCGCUGUGACAUUACAAAAGAUGAUAAACAUCUCAAAACAAUUUCACAGUGGCCUCGCCAGCAUGUAAUUGAAAACAAGACUUUUCUUUUUCCUUCCUAAUUUUUUUCGGAUAUGUAGGAUCAGAUAUGCAGCCACAUCCAUACAGAUGUCAGUUUGCAAGUGUACAUGUAUUAUGGUGCAGAGCGUUUGAGAGAUGUGAAUUUCCUCAGACAGCAAGACAUUGUGUUAACAACUUAUCCAACACUGACAAAUGAUUAUAGGCGGGUAAGAAGUACAUAUGUGGUCAAAUAUAUUUCCUUAUACUGGGUUGUUCUAGAAACUGGCCCAAAAGAGCCAUGUGGGCCCAUUUCCUUGAUUUUAAAGGGGCUCAAGAUAGGGGUACCCAUAAAGGUGUUUGAACUUAUUUGUAUUAGUGUAAACACUGAGAAAACAAAGAAAUUGAGACUGUAAGGGCUGAUUAAUUAAACAAAGUUUAGCUGCUGUUCAACAAAACCAUGCUCUAAACUGUCUUCAAAUUAGCUGAACCUAAAACCUGAAAAUUUAUGUUUGUUAAUGGUGUCAACAGGGCUGAAAGCUAACAUUGGAAAUAACUUUUAUUUCAUUAAAUCAACCCUCUCAAAGAGAAUACCUGUCACCCACUGCUUGCAUAAAACCACAUUUUGGGUUGGAUCUCAAGUAAAUCACCAGCUCUAAGAGACUGUAAAGUAUGAAGGGAGUUUUAAAAAGUCACUGUCAUAUCAAUGUUUUUGUUCAUUAUGUUUGCCUGUAUGUAUCUAGAGAAAAAUUCAUGGGCACAAUUUUUUCUGCCCUAUUUGAUGCAAGAUGCAAAUUCUAUGCAGCUUUUUUUUUUUACUUUCAGAAAUCCCUCAAAGCUGGGCUGUAAAAUGAACCCUGCUUAUAUUAUGUGACAAUUUUCCAGUCAUUAUAAAUCAAAAGUGGAAGAAUAAUUAUCUAAGACAUGUAUUCAUCAACAUGUGUUACAGUGUUACAGUGUUACAGUUUUAAUAUACCAUGUUGAGCUACACAUGCACAGAUAAACAACGCACCCAUGGCAUGUGUAGUGCAUUUGUUUUCUAAGGGAUUACUUCCAAGAGCUUAUUGGUGUGUUUUUGUUUUCACACCAAUUUUUUAUAUAAUUGUGAGACAGAGCCUUUGAAAGACACAGAUUUGAAACAAAUUGCAAUUCAAUAUUUUUAUUUGCCAUUCAGCUUGACUCUCCACUUCAUAGGAUCAAGUGGCUUCGUGUCAUUUUAGAUGAAGGUCACACUAUACGGAAUCCUCAGACUUCUUUGACCAAAGCAAUGAUUGACUUGGUGGCAAAGCACCGAUGGGUUCUCACAGGAACCCCAAUACAGAACAGGUUGGAUGACCUGUGGUCUGUGGUCAAAUUUUUGCGUCUGGAGCCAUUUGAUGAUAAAAAAUGGUGGAAUGCUGCCUUGGCAUCCAGCAUGAGGAGAGGAGAUGAACAGGCAGUCAAGUAAGCUGUGUAAUAUUUGGUGUGAAAGUGUUAUUUCUUUGAAUUAUUUCAUGCCUUGUAUAUGCUUGUCAAGUUUCUGAGGUUUAUUCGGAAAUUGACAGAUAUUGCCGAGUGCAAUUGUCAUUUACUUAAGAUUUGCUUUUUCUAUAAGAGCACACUUCUUAUCUCUUGACCCGCCAUCUUGUGCUUCCAGUCGCUUACAGAAACUCCUCAAGCACAUCUCAAUCAGAAGGCUGAAAACAGAUCAGGAUGAUGGAAGACCACUGGUAAAAUUGCCUCCCCGAACUGUGGUCAUUCAAGAAGUGGAACUGUCGGAAGAAGAACGAACAUUAUAUGACUCCAUGCAGAAACACGGACAACUGAUCAUCACAGGGUGAGACUUUUUGAGGCACUGUCUGUUCCGUUAUCUAUCUGGUUUGGGUUCAUACAGAGUCUAAAACUCCUGGCAAAGCUUAGAGUCAGAUAACAGGGUAAUUUGGUAUUAUCAAGUGAGUUGAUGAAGCUAAUUAUUGGCCACCAUGAAGAGUUUGAAAGCUGACUUCUCGAGCGUCAGCCUUCGUGCGAAUUACCGAGGGCUGACGCUCGAAAUGUCAGCUUUGAAACUUUUCACGGUGGCAAAUUUACGCCAACAACUCGGUUGAUAAAGCCAAAUUAUCCUGUUAUACUCUCCCACCGACGCAGCACCACAGUUUCUUUAGAAACUUAGCCCCUUUAUUCCUUUAGCUUUGCCGGAUAGCCUCCUUCAAAGCCGUUCUCUGAUCUGGCCGUGUAACGGCUCCAGCGGAAGAAGCUGCUAGUACGGGUGGGGGAGGGGUGGGGGAGCGUCUUGCAUGACUAGAUCAUUGAACGGCUGAGAAUAAGACUAAAAAUUGGAUACUUGCAAACUACUUUUCGUAGCUGGAAAAAGUUUGGCAAAAAAUGGAACGAGUUUUUCCACUAUUUGUUGACAAUCGCUUGAUUUUCGAGGGAAUGUUUGUUAGCCCUGAAAUUACGACUGUUGCUAUCUCCAGAGAACUUGAUCCGAAACUUUUAUUCCGUAACAGAUAUAUUCAGAAUGGAACAGUCCUCGCCAAGUAUGCGCACUGCUUUGCAAUUCUCAUGCGUCUUCGCCAACUUUGUUUGCAUCCAAAACUCUGUGAGGAGGAAUGUCAGUCGUUGCAGCGUGCUCAGGAUUUAUUGCAAGGUAUCUAUAAUUGAUCUUAUAUGUAGAAUGAUAUUUUUUGAAAACAUGAUAUCUGCUUUGUAUGGUGAAGCUACCUUAGAGGGUGUUAAGAAAUAUUUUUUAACAUUUGUCACGUUGCUAUAACAGAGAAAAAAAAUUCUCAAAUCAGUUUUUCAAACCUAGCCAGUUACCAUUUGCGGUCGGGUGGGAAUCGGUUGCUCCUAAAACUGUGCCACCGAAAAUCGGUAUCUAGCUAGGCCGGAUAAGCUUCAUAUGUGAGAAGCGUCCUGCAUGCUGGUAAGAUCAUAAACGAUGAAAGCGUCCGGUGUGGUAAGAGAGAGAGAAAUUACAGAUUUUUGGAUCUUCAAAUAAAAGAUAUCGAACAUUUGGCGCGGGUGUGGGUUGUUUUCACUUGUCGCGAUGUUCAUAUUGCAAUGACCAGGUCAGAUGUACUGUAUAUCUAAUCUUUUCUUUAUUACAAAUGGUCGCUUUUUUUAAUUCCAGGACUUGAAGACUCUGAUGAUGAUGACCUCGAUAUGGACUAUAAUAAUCAACGACUUAUCAAAGAUCUACUCGCGACUCUGUAUUCGGGAAGUGACGAGGAAUGUUCGGUAUGCCUCGACUCCCUGGUCGAACCAGUCAUCACUCGUUGUGCGCAUGCCUUCUGCCAGCAGUGCAUCAUGGAUGUGAUAACAUCAGAGAAUCUUGCUCCGCACUGCCCUCUGUGUCGUGCGCCCCUUAAUGAGAACGAACUGAUUAAAGUUCCCGAGAAGAAGAAACAAAAAUCACCGCCUGCAGAGAAAACUAGCGAGGAAUCGGAAGGAAAAGAGAAAAGUUCUAAGGUCUGAAAGUGUUCUUAUAGGCAGUGUUUCGUUGUGUAGCUGUGAAAACCAAACUGACUAAAGCGCGGGAAAACGCAAGCGACCAAGCCGCCAUUGGUCUUAUUUUGCCAUGUGAUUGGUCGAGAGGGGGGUUUGAGUUUUCUAGUUCAAUCACAGAGCGAAGCAAAUUUAUAAUUUUUAGAAUUUUUUGUUCGAUACUCAUAUGAAAGUCGCCUGAUUUUAUUGAUUUUGUCACCUACAAGAUUUCAUCGAGAUCUCUGUGUUUUUAGUUGAAUGCCUUGAUGGGAGCGUUAUGUGCCAUCCGAGAUAAGGAUCCCUCUACAAAAAGCCUUGUUGUUUCUCAGUUCACGUCAUUUUUGGAUCUCAUCGAAGAGGCGCUUCACAAAGAAGGCUUCACUUUUGUCAGGUUGGACGGGAGGAUGAUGCAAGAGGCCCGGGCCCGAGCUAUAGAGAGCUUUGCCGACACUAGUUCCAGUUCACCAACAGUGUUUCUGUUGUCACUGACAGCUGGUGGCGUGGGCCUGAAUCUGACAGCUGCCACACGAGUUUUUCUCAUGGAUCCGGUAUGUUCAACACUUUCCGUUGUAAACAUUGCAUGAAUAGCAUCAGGUCUACCUAGUAUUCAUUUGAAGAAGGUCUGGACUCCGUAAACUCCUUGCAUAUUUAUAGGCAAACGAUGCUGCGACAGACUUGUAACGAGACAUACUUAUACUUUUCUGUGGUGAAUUGAUGUUUUAGGCUUGGAAUCCAGCCAUUGAAGAACAGUGUUUUGAUCGUAGCCACCGACUGGGUCAAACGAAAGAAGUUAUUAUUACUAAGGUUGGUGUUGAAGAUAGUUCUGAAUCUUAACCGAGUGGCGUUGCUUGCGCAGUGUCGUUGACUGUGAGCUUAUCUUUCAGUACAUUGUGAUGAAUUCCGUGGAAGAACGUAUGCUUACAUUGCAAGAACAGAAGAGAACGCUGAUGAGCCAGGCCUUCGGUGUACAGAGGCAGAGCCAGGAAGAGAGGAGGCGGGCUCGAGUCCGAGAUAUCAAGCAUCUGAUUGGUCUAUGAUGAAGGAAAUAUGGACAUUUAACGACUUUUGGAUUUGCCAAAAAUGGCUGAAUCGUAUACAGCAUUUGACUUUGACUCGUCUUUCAUUGUUAGAUUCUCGUUCAUGUUAAGGAAGAAUUUAAAAACUCUCCAAAGAGAAAACGCUUGUUUAAAAGGCAAGUGAAAAAAAGGUGCAACUGUUUUGAAAUCAAGAUGAACUGAAAAUGUUCCGUUUAGUGACGUUUGAUCCACCAAUAUCACGACUCGCCAAAUUCCCUUUCACUUAGAGCUUUAAAUACAGAGCCCCUUAGAAUUAAAAAAAUGCCCUCUCAAGUGAGAGAAAACUUGAUGAUAGCGUCGAAUAACAAUGUUUGUGAUGUUUCCGUGAAAUAAGUAAAGGAUUACGGUUUGUAGCACUGUAGAAGACAAUUGCUUGUUUCUAGAGGUGACUUGUUUUCCUGUUUUAUCAAUUUCUCUGAUGUCUUUUUUAAUAAGGUUCUUUAAAAUUGAACUAGAAGGUUUGUAUUUUAAAAGAUAGAUAUCCAUUAGAAAUUAAUUCAGACAUGCUAAACAACUCGGAAUGUUAUACACGUAUUUUAAUUGAAGAUGUAUAUUUAUGUGGUGAUAGUAACACCUGCUGGUGAUGAAGUCACCCGAGGUUGCUAAAUAGUAUUAAACGACUUUUGAAUUUUU
Pocillopora meandrina is the source of this 8828-nucleotide messenger RNA. The record is from the annotation of a GenBank genome assembly. Lineage: Eukaryota; Metazoa; Cnidaria; Anthozoa; Scleractinia; Pocilloporidae.